Messenger RNA from Kockovaella imperatae, 1215 nucleotides. RefSeq lists its product as hypothetical. The record is from RefSeq and is a predicted model, not a curated record. NCBI's taxonomy places the organism in Eukaryota, Fungi, Basidiomycota, Tremellomycetes, Tremellales, Cuniculitremaceae. The transcript has 10 exons. Bases 65 to 1174 code for a protein of 369 amino acids. Gene Ontology annotation, molecular function: oxidoreductase activity, acting on the CH-CH group of donors, NAD or NADP as acceptor.
ACCUCGUGUGUACCACCCAAAAAUUUAAUGACCGAGCUGUGCUAGGCCAAGUGUUAAAUAGCUUAUGAAUGAGGUUCACCUUGGACUUCUCUCUACAUCUGACAUUCGAAUCACCAUGAUCUCCAACAACACGAGCAAGAACAAUCGACUGAUUCUGGCUAAACGACCUGAAAAGGGUCCAGUGACACCUGAGACGUUCAAAUUGGAGACUGUCGAUCUGGAACUAGUUCAGGAUGGUCAAGUCAGAGUCAAAGUGGAAUAUUCCGCGAUUGAAGCGACCAUGCGAAAUUGGCUCAAUGAAGCUCGAAGUUAUAUCGAACCUGUCAAACUCGGAGCCGUCAUGCGAGCUAUCGGGGUCGGAAGAGUGGUAGAAUCAAAGAGUGAUGAGCUCAAGGCGGGAGAUCUGGUCUAUGGCUUGCUCGGAUGGCAAGAGUAUUGGCAAGGGUCCGCCAAAGAAGUCAAGAAGCGAGACACGCCUCCGGGAGGACGAGAUUUUGAUCAUAUUGGACUGCUGGGCUCUUCAGGGAUGACCGCUUACGUUGGCAUGUUUGACAUCGGUCAAUUGAAGGACGGCGACGUCGUCGUGGUCUCUGCGGCCGCUGGGUCUGUUGGUUUGAUCGCCGUGCAGAUCGCUCUUGCCCAUCCGAAAUGUAAAGUCAUCGCUAUCGCUGGUUCAGACGACAAGUGCCAAAUGCUGAAAGACAUGGGUUGUCAUGUCGCUUUGAACUACAAAUCGGAAGACUUUAAGCAGAAGUUCAAGGAUAUAGGAUUGAUCGAUGUCUACUUUGACAAUGUUGGAGGAGAGAUACUGGACAUGGUUCUCGGCAGACUCAAUCCUCAUGCAAGGAUUAUUGCUUGUGGGGCCGUCAGUGCCUACAGUGCCAAAACGCCUUAUGGUCUCGUCAACUACACCAGUCUCAUCUCCAUGAAAGCCAAGAUCCAAGGCUUCAUCGUCAUGGAGCACGCUCAUCGAUUUGCGGAAGCAGGGGCAUACCUUGCGAAACUUGCCAAGGAGGGAAAGAUGAAAUAUGAUUACACGAUCCUCGAGCCGAAAGACGGUGAACAAAAUGGAUUGAGCCGGUGUGUAGAGGGUAUGGAGUUAGUAAGCUCAGGGAACAAUGUGGGAAAGACUGUGAUCCAUAUGUCUCGCAGUGACCGGAAAGCAUCGCUAUAGAAUGCAUUGAAAGGGGCUAGUCACCUGCUUUUGAUCUGACG